Messenger RNA from Thermochaetoides thermophila DSM 1495, 735 nucleotides. RefSeq lists its product as uncharacterized. Gene Ontology annotation, molecular function: acyltransferase activity, transferring groups other than amino-acyl groups. NCBI's taxonomy places the organism in Eukaryota, Fungi, Ascomycota, Sordariomycetes, Sordariales, Chaetomiaceae. The transcript is spliced from 2 exons. Bases 1 to 735 code for a protein of 244 amino acids. The record is from RefSeq and is a predicted model, not a curated record.
AUGGCCUUCAUCCGACCUUUCAAACCAGAAGACACAAACGCCGCGAAACACAUCUGUCGUGCAACUCUCCCCCCUUCGCUAGCAUCUUCCUCAGGAGCAGCUGCCCUCUCUCCCUACCUCUGGACCCUCCCCUUCACACACCUUCGCCCACAGCACUGCCACAUCCUCGACGAUGGAGCCGGUAACGCUGUUGGGUACGUACUCGGAGCUCCGGACAUUUUCGCUUUGGCUAAGGAAUGGCCGCGUUAUAUGGAAAACGUGGUUAAGCCUGGCGUUGAGGACGGGGAGGUACCUCGGCUCGGAGAGGAGGAUCUGCAGAGCAGAGAGGCAUGGUGGAAGGAUGAGGAGGAGAAAGCCGUGAAUGAGCGGUGUCUGGGGCAGCUCGCUUACAAACCGGACUGGCUCCUUCUCGGCAAUGAGGAGGAAAAUUCUCGAGAGUUAGAGCACCGACCUGAUUCAAAGGAGAAAAGGACGCCCACAAAGAGGGAAAUGGUCCAUCAAUACCACGCGAUAAUGCACAUCGACCUGCUUGAACCCUUCCAGCGGCAGGGUUGGGGCAGGAAGAUGAUACAGAGGUUUAUAGAGGGAAUCAAGGCGUCAGGGGAAGAUUUUGGGAAGGGGGUGAUGAUCGGGAUUGCGCCGGAAAAUGAGAAGGUAGUAAAGUUCUAUGAAAAGUGUGGGUUUCGCGUUGUGGAGGGGGGAGUUGGGGAGAUUUGGAUGGUUAGAGAGUUGUGA